AUGGAUUUUGAUGAGCGGGUCCCAGUUGGGUCUAAUAUGUAUUUGCCCGGCAGCUGCACCUAUUACAUCUCCGGAUCAGACUUCUCAAGCCUCCCUCCUUUUUUGUCUCACCAGAGUCAGUCUUCUAGUCCCAUGACAUAUUCCUACCCAUCCUCAACUCUGCCACAGCUUCCGUCUGUCAGAGAGGUAGCUUUCAGGGACUAUCAUGGCAUUGCUAGCUCCAGUAAAUGGCACCACCAUAGGGGCGGUAUGUCACACUGCUACCCCACUGAGGACACGGUGCAUAGGGACUGUUUAUCAAGCUCGACUUCCUUGGGGGAAAUAUUCACGAAAAAUAACUACAGUGAUGUCUAUCACUCCAGCACCUCCAAUCCCAUAUCCAGUCUCCAUGGCAGUGUGAGCAGGAAUGGAGUGCUACCACAAGCCUUUGAUCAGUUUUUCGAUACUGCCCACGGAAGCGUAGACACCACACCAACAAACGAACAUUCCGUGGACAGAACUGCCACCAAACUACCUACAGUUCCGGUGACCGGCUCCGAUAAGUGCCGGGAUACAGAGGAGAGACCGCCGCGCCAGGAGAGCUGCAGCCCGGUGUCUUCUUCCGGCAACAAUGAGGAGAAAUAUAGCUGCAGCCGUGAGUAUAAAGACGACGCGCACCAGUUCUGUGAGAAAGUUUGCAAUCUAACGCGCUGCUGUUAAGGCGUUUAUAUGCUGUUUUAUAAGCGCAUAAGGUUUAUUGAGGGGCUGUAGAUCUACCCCAACAAAAACGUUGUUAUAAACGAAAAGAUCACGUGCUUGGGACUGAAAUUGGCUGUGAAAGACAGAGCAUUUCCCCCUCUAAAAUAUUCGAGCAUAUUUGUAGGCCUAUUAGUUGUUCUAGUUUAUAGACGCAUAGCUUGGCUUACUUUUCAUAACGUUUCAAACGACUGCAACGAGAACUUAAUGAAUUUAUAGAUUUAUUGCAAAAUUAUAUCUUCAUACAUUAUAACUCAGGGACGAAUUGAAUCGUGUUUCUCUGUUUUUGUGCUGCAUGGGUCCCCCUAUAACCUGUUUGGUAUAUUGUUAUUAUAUUAAUAUAAUCUUAGAGAUAUAGUAUAAGGUGAUAAAGUAAAUAAUUUAACAUUUCAUUGAUUUCAUUGAUUCAUUUAUUUAUUUAGCCAGGAGGAUAGUCCACUCAAUAACAAUUGCCACCCACUGUGCACAGACGUUAUUUCAACGUCUAGUUUUGAUUUACAUUUGGUUGAGUUGUCAACUAACGUGAAAUCAACAUGAAAGCAACAAAACAAUUCACCAUGUCAUUGGAUUUAGGUUAGAAGUUGGAUGAAAAAAAAUAUGGAAUUCCCUUACAUUGAUGACUUUUUGCAAAUCCAAUCAGUUUUCCACGUUGAUUCAACGUCAUCAUAUUACAUUUUUUGUUGUUGAAAUGACGUGGAAACAACGUUGAUUCAACCAGUUUUUGCCCAGUGCGGCACUGUUUUCCAGGGAGUCCUGGGAUCCACAAAAUCUAUAAAAACAUUCACAUUACAUAGAAAAUGUGUAGAAAGCACAGCAUACACAGUAUAAUACAUUAGGCUAGUAUACACUAGAAAGCGUUUACCACUGCGUUUUUGUAAUGAUGUUCCUUUUGUGAGGGCUCGUGUUUGAUGUUGUCGAGAGGUGUUAUUAUUAGGGCUAUUGAUUUUUACCACCCAUCAUUUCCAUAUACUGAACUCUAAGAAAUGUCAUGAUUAUGUUGCAUAAUGUACCCUAAAUAUGCAUAGAAAUGUUGGGAUUUAAGCUUAUUAAAAGCAAAACCUGGCCAAAACUAUUUAUCCAGUUUCUAUCUGAAUUGCAAUUCUUCUUUUCAGGUGGACAGAAAACGCGUAAGAAGAGAUGUCCAUACACCAAAUACCAAAUCAGAGAACUGGAGAGGGAGUUCUUUUUCAGUGUUUACAUCAACAAGGAGAAACGUCUUCAACUUUCGAGGAUGCUCAAUCUCACCGACCGUCAAGUUAAAAUCUGGUUUCAAAACAGGAGGAUGAAAGAGAAGAAACUGAACAGAGACCGUUUGCAGUAUUAUACAACGAACCCUAUGCUGUAACACUGACUGAUGGAUUUCGUCUUUCCCUCAGACAAGGCAUGCAUGAAGCUCAAUCGCUAAUUUCAAGUUCGUUACUGUCUGCAAAUUCCUGAUUACACCCCUCCUGUGAUGGACGGACAUUUGUAGAUUUCUUUGUCCGCCACACUUAAUUUUUUGGGAGUAAUACCUACUGUUUUAUUAUAAUGAUCAUUAUUAUUUUUAUUAUUAUUAUUAUUAGACCUAUUGGCCUAUUUUCAUUUUAGGUGUUUUUCUUGUUCACCGUAUUGAUCAUUUGAUCUUGCUAUUUGUUGUUACGAAGUGUGGUGCCACCAAAACAGAAAAUAUAUUUGGUCGAAUCCUAACUUGCGUAAAAGUCAUAUUUUCGAGCAAAUUAUUUAAUUGCCAUCAAUGCGUAAUGCAUACGCGCGCCUAUUUCAUGUCAAAUUUGACAUUUAACUGUGUACCAUAUUUAACAACCUGUAUCUUUACAUUUAUUAUAUAUGCACUUACAAAGGGGAAAUACCUUUUCCAUGACGAGAAGGCAUGAUUUAUCCCAAACUUUGUUGGUUGUUUGUUGUCGCCAUUACACACGCACAGAAGAACUAGCCUAUAGUUGAAUAUAGGCCUGUUAUUUAUGCAUUGAUUGCCAUAGUUUUUGUUCUCGUGAAAUAUUCGACAUACAAAGGUUAUAUUGUAAAAUUGUUCAAUCAACCCUGAUACUUGAAAGUGUUCGUUUUGUUUAAGUUCUCAAUGUCGGAACAUGUCAGCCAGUUGCCUUUGUUUGUGGCAAGAGAAAAGCUGCUACAAUAUAUUGAGCCGAAAUAGCCUAUUUGUGGGACAUUUUAGUUAUUUGUCUUCAUUUUUUAGCCUAUUCAAAUGUUCCUCUGUGUAAACAGCCUACGAUGUUGUUUGGAAUGAUUAGGCCCUAUAUAGGCUUAGCCUAUUUCACACACCCUAUUGGAGACAUACGAGUCACAGGUCGAGACCUUUCCAUUUGUUUUCUUAGUUUAUUUUCUAAAUUGGAUGAAUGGGUCUAUAUGUCUCGAGAAAAUAUCUCCUUGUAUGAUUCUCGACAUAAAACCUGGCUGCGUGGGUCAUAUCAGAUGUAUGAUGUAUUUGACUUUACAUUGCCCCCAUGGGCCGAAAUGCGAUCCUCUGCAAUUAACGUUAAAUAUCCAUUACGGAACUUCCACCCAAAAGGUUGUCUAUCACGUUAUUUUAUUCAACUUUAUGUACCAUGCUAAACCAUCCAUCACGAGAGGACUUUUAUAUAGAAUCAACGUCUGGAGUUUAAAUGGCCCGCGUUUAAGUGUAUAGUUUCAAAAAUAAGACUAGGCCUAUAAAAGAGAAUGUAUAGCCUACCUUAAAUAAAUAAAGUAAAAUACUUAAGGUAGGCCUACAUAAAAAUAAAAAACUUGAUCAGUUGUUGUUUUAUUAUAUUGGCAAAUUCUAAUAUUAGGCCUACUGAUUGUGUAUUAGGCGUAUGUGUAAAAUUGGCUGAUGUUUGCCAAUAUUUCGGUUAAUGUAUUAUAGUUCAAAGCCUAUGGGCGUUCAUGAAUAGUGGGCUAGUGAAAACACCAAUUAAGAGGGAUAGCAGCAAUAAGCUGGUGUAGAUGGCCUGCUGCAGCCAGUACGCGUGAUGGUCUUUGGACUGUUCAUCCUGGCCUGUACAUCCUCCCUGUUGCUGCAGCAACUUGGCCAUAAAACGCGUCUUCGUCUGGAGCAUUUGUACGAUUGGAGUGUAGUGCAAUAAACCGUCUGAGACCAAGGUUAUUAACUGUGACUAAGGGCUUUAAAAACAACGGCUGCCGCCUGGGAGCAGUGAAAGGUUGUGUUCGCGGACUUCUCCGGCUUCAUUUGUCUCAGCAGCUCAGCGUGCACCGGCAGGAAUAUAUUCAGGAUGGAAUCUGCAGUUCGAACGUGGUUGUUUGUUCCACUGGGGGGCGCUGCUCCGAUCAAUGUCAUGGAUCAAUGCCGUGGAUGUUGACGGAAACUAACUCUGGCCGAGACUCUUCUUCCCAUGCAUCAAACAUCCAAAGAUCCACAGACUCAUUACAUUACAUGGUUUCAUUGUUCAGGUAAUUAUCCCUAUGUGUGUAUUAUUGUUAAAUAUUAUCUUAUUUUCAUCUAAAUAUAUUUCAAACUGCUCGAAAUGGGAGAAAAAUACUUGUGUGGUCUAUUUUUUCUUGGUAAAAUGGGAUAAAGUGAGGCGUUUUUGUAAUUAGCAUUUCCAUCCUGCUACAAAAUAAUUUCUAAAACUGGUAUAUAGCUCAAAUACACAUUAUUGGAUCUAUAAUAUUAGUACAGUUGGAGACCGGCUGGCUGGAAAGGACCAAUGUAUUCCGUGUGGAAGAGGACAACUGAAUAGACCUACCUACCGUUUCACAGCACAGAAUAGCUUGUGGUUAUUUUAUACAGUAUACAUCUCAAUAUAACCAAUAUGCUAAACGGCAAAUAGCUUUAAACAUAGGCCUCAUCCUGUCUAGAGAUGUCUAUGGCGUUUUUCUGGAAAAAAUAACACAACCUAUUCGAAUGGUUCUUAUUUGAGUCAUUAUUACCAUAGUUUACCAAAUACAAACGUUAGAUUAUAAAAUGUGUUUGGUUUGUGUGUGUGUGUUGGGGAGGUGAGAAAGGGAAGGGGAAUAGCCUACCAGAGGGCUUUUUAGUCUCCAGUGAAAAAUAAAAUAGCUGUUAGCGGAUGUAGUAAAGUGCCACAUUAUGCACGAGGGGCGCAGGCAUAUUUUUUGUCCCGUUGCAAGAAUAACUUGGAACAGAGGAAACAUUGUUAACAUGAUUUUAUUAGCAGCUAUAAGGAGACAUGCAUACAAUGAUUUUAAGUAUGAUAAUAACUUAAUAAUAACUUAAUAUACCACAGGCUAGAGGCAAAUAAAUAGGCUGUUGAAAUUAUUAUACGCACACCAUGAGACUAGUACGCACUCAAAUGAAUGGCUUGGGCCAUUCAUUAAAAAAAAAAAUAAUCUAAAUCGGAUAAAAACUAAAAUAAGUCGCACCAUAUAGUGUUUUUGGUGUCAGAACAAUAACGUAAUAUAACCGUGGUAAUUAUAGUAACAAACAUAGCAAGGAUUAUGUUUUUCCCAACUGCAUGGGGGAAUAAGGGAGGAAUGUAUUUAGAAAGGCAGUGGUUAGAACCACAUAAUACAUCUAGUCCUAUUGUUAUGAUUUACGUAGGCCUAAUCUAUUUCUAUACAAUUUGGGGAUAUGAGUCUGAGGAUAUUGUUUUCAAUUAGAUUCUUAAGGAAAUAAGAGGGAUCCCACAGAAAUUGGCUCUGCUGGUGUAUAAAAUCAUCUAAACGUGACGAGCUUACACUUGUAAAAUGCAUUACGCACAAAUUACGCACAACGUUUUUCAUAACAAAUGCACGUCUUUGAUAAAUAAGGUGUUUGUAACGUUUUUAUUUUCGACUGUAUUUCCCAUUAUGUUAACAAGAUAGGUAAACAAUCUUUGCCACAGCCUAUUUUGUUUCUGACUUAACCAGCAACAAAGUGGAAAACUAAUUUUGUUGUAACAGAUAGCCUACACUGGAUUCUUUACUCUUGCUUCAUGUAGGCCUAGUAGCCUUUAGAUUUUCAAGGCUGUUGAUUAUUGUUUGCGCAUGUAAAAUUAUCUCUAAUUGGUAGCUAAAUAGCUCACAUUCACACUUCUAAAUAAGGGACAUUAACUAAUUGUAUAUUAAACAUUUUGUCACAAUGUUCUGUGAACUUGAACAGAGCAAUGUUUUGACGCUUCUUGGAGAGAAAAGUGUAACUAGCUUUCCACUAAAAUGUUUUCAACGUCUGAAGACAUCUGCAGUUAUUUGCACUGUCCCUUCACAUGUAAAUAGUUAUUUGUGUAUGAUCAUAUCUUCCCCUCUCUCUGCCUCGUGUGUGUGUGUGUGUGUGUGUGUGUGUGUGUGAGUGGGUGCAUGAGGUCAAUGUUUACAACACAGAUUAUCGUAAAAGGUAAUGCAGCACAUUUCAUAUCACCUAUACUAUCUAUCCACCAGUUUAGGUUGAACUGAAAGCCUUUAAUACACCACUUACCUUGACUUUUUCAUUUAUUCUAUUAAACCUUUAAACAAAAUUAAUAUUGGAAACUGGCAUUACGUGCCAUUACGUGCCUUGAAUGGGAGGAGUCUCUCUUACUUGUGUUUUAAUUGGCUGUCAGCUAAAGCGCAGAGAAGUGUGAGUAUCAGUAAUAAUAUUCAGCAUGUUUUGCACAAGAAAUGUCAGCCAGAAAGGGCUAUCCUCAUCCUCCGUCAAAUUAUACCCCAACGAUGUCACGCUCUGACAACCAAAGUGGAAAUUCGUUUUUAGUGGACUCCUUAAUCCACGGAAGAACCGAGAGCGGUGCCUCCUAUUACCAAAGUAACAGCGUGUAUUUGCCACCAGGCUCGGAGUACUCCUAUGGACUACCCAACGGCACUUUUUUCUCGGGGCUCAGUAAACGCAACGAGAGCAAUUCUCAAACUACGGUACCCUCAUCUGGCCCAUAUUCCCAUAUUCAAGGGAUGGAAACAUGGCUAGAGACCUCGAGAUCUUGUCAAGUAGAUCAGCCGAACAACCAGCAGCAAAUUGCUCAUUGUUCAUUCUCUCCGAGCAUCAAAGAGGAGAAUGCGUAUUGCCUGUAUGAAUCGGAGAAGUGUCCAAAAAGGUCAACAACGAGGGACGACAUUUCAUGCCAGGUUACAAACAGCACCGUGCCUGUUCCCGGUUACUUCCGCCUGUCUCAGACAUAUACCUCUUCAAAGCUUUAUCAAGACGUUCAGCCGAACCCACAGCCGACUCACUUCGCUCUCCAACGUCCGGCCCGUUUCGACACCUCACCACCAUCGGCUACCCCGGUGGUGGAUACAGACAGGAGGGAGAGUGAAGCACCGCCUGACCCACCACCAUGUGCUCCAGCCCCGCCAAGAGAUGAGGACACCCGGACAUCGUCUGCGGAUGGUUUGUCCUCCCCCGAACCCACCGAGAGCUGUGCAGAAAGUCCAGACAAACCCGUUAAAGGUGAGUACUACUCUAAAUCCCAAAUAUGACUUUAUGACAAUGGGCUCUUGAUGGGUGUACACGGAGGGAGUGUCAAUGCCCCCGAGUCAGUGUAGAUGUGCCUUGGCGUUAACCUUGGUUUUUAGAGGCAUAUCCUACUGCUAUAUCGAUUAUAUUGUGGACAUUAAAACUUCCCCAUAUGUGGGUUAUAUGCGCAGUGGUAAAGGCAUAUCUUUGUUGGGUUUGACAGAGUCGCCAUGAGCUGGGAUUUCCUCCAGUUUUUUAAAUGAUUUUCUGACGAGGAGCAGCAAGUCCAGUCCAGUACAUGUGUCCAAUACAACGCGUCGAUGUCCUCAGGCGUCCCCAUAAACCAUCAAAUGCAGCCAUAAUUUCAGCAGACUAUGAGUUUCUUUUGUCUUAAUAAAGGCGUAUUAUUACAUUGACAUAGAAUUAAGUGGAUAUUGAGCACAACGUGGAUGUAAUGGCUUAGGUUUUUGGAUAGACGCUAAAUAUGUGCAUACAACGUGCAUUGUGUGUGUGUGUGUGUGUGUACAUUAACUUCGUAUUACUGUCAAAUAAACUCAUGGAUCCAGGAUGGCUAUUCAAAGAUAAUUUUAGACAACUAAAUGUUUUUUUGAUAGGAUAGGUGUUUGUCUAUAGAUGCAAACAUGUUAUGGAAUUGGGGAAUACAUUAUUUCUGUGUACAAUAAUUACAUUUGGGCAACAAUUAUUUUAAAAGGCUGUCUACCUCCGUUAGCAUGGUCGUGCAAUAUUUACUCACGAAUUCAACGAGGUUACAUUAGGCCAAAGUAACUUGGAAAGUGCAUUACGCACGAAUUACGCAUAAUGUUUUUCAUAACAAAUGCACCGUUUUUGAUAAAUAACGUGUUUAUUUCAUACAGUAUUUAAAUACAAAACCAGUUGGAAGAAUAUACACUGGCAUUUUAAAGUUACAUCAGUGCAGUAGCAGUAGUAAUUUCUCUUUCAUUUCCCUUUCUACAGGAGAUGGAAAAUCUGAAACCAAGGCUAACUGGCUGACAGCGAAGAGUGGCCGGAAAAAGCGUUGUCCCUACACCAAGCACCAGACUCUUGAGCUCGAGAAAGAAUUUCUCUUCAAUAUGUACUUGACUCGUGAGCGUCGCCUGGAGAUCAGCCGCAGCGUCCACCUGACAGACAGGCAAGUCAAAAUCUGGUUCCAAAACCGAAGAAUGAAACUGAAAAAAAUGAGUCGUGAAAACAGGAGCUAUCGGGAGCUAUCGAACAACUUCAGUUUUUCGUGAGACAUUCGUGCCGUAUUUGGCGCCCUCCUUCAUCAAUGGCAAGGGCGCCUUCCUUCGAGAAACCCUUGUUGUGUGAAUAUGACCGUGUAGGAUAGCCUACUAUAGCUAACUUAUUGAUAUGUCGUUUUUUUGACGUUGUACCUAUAUACGUCUCUGUUUUGUUUGUCGUGGUUAUGUAUUUAUACUGUCAAAAGAUAUGGUUGCUCCGUUUAUGUAUAGAGCAACAGUUAAUAUAGAUAUGGAACGACUUAAGUGUUUCAGAGCUGCACAAUAUCGGCAUUCGUUGUACAUAACAUAAUACAUGUAUAUAGCCACCUUGAGUGACGCAUUGACAUCUGUGCAUGCUGGAAUAGCUCUUGGGGAAAUGUUGUAACCUGUAGCAAUAUAGGCCUACGUUACGUCAUGGCUAAAGAGCCUUGAGUGGUUUGAUAUUUAAUAUCUGCACAUUUUGCUGGUAUGAUAGCCAUUAUACUAAAAGCAUCACACAAUAACUAUUUUGUUAAGGGUUUUAUUUAUACACACGAAAUGUAUCUGAGACUUGUAAAUAUUGUUUACAGUUUGCCUUCUCAUAUUUGUCUUCAUGAUUUUAUUGUUCUCGCCGACCGUUUUAAUAAUAUUGCCCAUAUUCUCAUUGCUUUGUCUAUAGAGAGACUAUACUGUGAAAUUCAUUGAUAUGUGUGUCGGCCUCACUAAGUAAGUCAAUAAAAACAUGGCACGUUUUUACCUUGCAUUAGCAUGCUUUAGUCCACAGAUCAUGUUUCCUGUAUAGAAUGUAAUCUUUCAUACCCAAGAUAGGAAUUGCCGGGGG
Messenger RNA from Coregonus sp. 'balchen', 9130 nucleotides. Lineage: Eukaryota; Metazoa; Chordata; Actinopteri; Salmoniformes; Salmonidae. The record is from the annotation of a GenBank genome assembly.